Fraxinus pennsylvanica is the source of this 714-nucleotide messenger RNA. NCBI's taxonomy places the organism in Eukaryota, Viridiplantae, Streptophyta, Magnoliopsida, Lamiales, Oleaceae. The record is from the annotation of a GenBank genome assembly.
AUGGGAAUGGCGGCCUCAGACUCACAGUUUCAUGUUCUUGCUGUUGAUGAUAGCCUUAUAGACAGAAAGCUCAUUGAAAGGCUACUUAAAACCUCUUCUUAUAUAGUUACUACAGUUGAUUCUGGUAGCAAAGCUUUAGAAUAUCUUGGUUGGCAUGAAGAUGACAGAAGAAACACAGAUGGAACUUCCGUUUCUCCUCAAAACCAGCAGGAAGCGGAAGUAAAUCUUGUAAUUACAGACUAUUGUAUGCCUGAAAUGACGGGCUACGAUUUGCUCAAGAAAAUCAAGGAAUCUUCAUCUCUGAGAAACAUACCAGUAGUCAUUAUGUCUUCUGAGAAUGUUCCCUCAAGAAUCAAUAGAUGCUUAGAAGAAGGAGCAGAGGAAUUUUUUCUCAAGCCAGUGAGAUUGUCAGAUGUAAAUAAGCUUAAACCCCAUAUGAUCAAAACUAAAAAGCAAGACAAAAGAGAAUCGACCCCGCCGCCGCCACCACUACUUUCACAGCCACUGCCUCUUCCACCACAAUCACAGCCACCACAGUUGCAGCAGCAGCCACCACAACUGACCGUGGCGCAGCAGCCGCCGCCACAACCAACCGUGGCGCAGCAGCAGCCACCGCAGUUGAGUAAUAACAAGAGGAAGGGCAUGGAUGAAGGACUUCCCUCCCCAGACAGAACAAGACCUAGAUACAAUGACUUAACUGUGGUGUCUAAUUGA